GCGCUCGCCGCGCAGACUCUCGCUUUCGGCUGCAGUUGGCUGGUCCGGUGGUCUCGGCGUGGGAGCAGCGCGUGCCAGCUGGUCUUGCCUCGGCGUCUUGUCGGAGGAAGCACAAUGCAACAGCCUGGACAGACGAAGCGAUAACAGGCAGGCGAUCGCGCUUGGAAACGGCUCUUUGCUCGACGGCGUCUAAUGUGCUCUUUAUUUUAUUUGCCUGGAAAAACCAGAGUCCAGUUUAGGGUCGGAUUGAACGCUGCCGAGGAAGAGAGAAAGGAUCGAGAAAAGAGCAGGCAAGUUAUGGAGCGCAAGUUGGCUUUGUCCCGUUUGCCUCUUUGGGACUAGCUUACAAAAACGGGGAAGGUGGAAGGAAGGCUCCCCCGGCGUUUCGAGACUCCAGGCGCUGAGAAGACCUGGGCGCGCGUGGCGACGGCCAGCCAGCCAGCCAGGAGAAAUUUGACGCGUUGCAAAUAUUAACCGGAUUUGGAUUUGUGAUUUAUUUAAUUUUUUUUGACAGCGUUUCUCUUGCUCCCGGAAUUUGCUGCAAGUUGAGAAGCUUGCAAUCUGGAUUUCAUGGAGCGGGGAUUCUUGAUACUGGUUGGACUUACAUUUCUCUCGAGCGCAGGUUUCUCACUACCCACCUCUCACCCCCUGUUGCUUCCCAGUGUGGGCAGGAGUAACAGCACAGGGCUGAGAUUUCUGGGACUCUCAGAGAAAGUCAGCAAAGAAACCAGCACAGAACCCGGAAGGCUGAAUUCAUCUACCAGCUCCAAACUGGACAACGUGGCUGACCUGGGGGAGGUCCACCACAGAGCCAAACGCUGUACUUGCUACACCUACAAAGAUAAAGAGUGUGUUUACUACUGCCACCUGGAUAUCAUCUGGAUCAACACCCCAGAGAAAACUGUUCCAUAUGGGUUGGCUAAUUACAGGGGAAAUUUCCGGGUCAAAAGGUCCACAGAGCAGUUCCACAAGAGUUUGCAUUCAUCAGAAAGAUCUCCAUCACGCUGCUCUUGCAUAGAUCGACAUGACAAGUUGUGCAUGCAGUUUUGCACAUGGAGUGUCCAAUGCAAUCAUCUGAAGCAAAUGAAUUACCCAGCAGAAAGAGCUCUUCUUCAAGAAGAAAAGCGUGCUCUUACCCAGUAACUUAGAAAAAUUCCCCUGGUUUGAACUGGAGAGGUAAGACAUUGAGAACUCUACCUAAGAUAUGGAAGAAAAAAUCCUCACAAAAGUCAACAUUGUGCCCAGAUAUUCAGAUGGAUUUUCCAACAGUAUAUGUUUCCUUUGCUUGAAUGGUGAUUUUUUUCAAAUGACUUUGCGUGCUUGAAAAACAUUGCACUGACUAUCAUCUCUAACAUGGUUACAGUUCCGUGGGGAAAGAUGACAAUGAUGAAUGAUAAUGAUGUUAAGAUUCAGAGGACAGCUCCUGCCACUAUAUCAGAAAUGCUGAUGUAUAACGAGGAAAAAUACCACUUUCACUUGCUUGUUGUAUAUGUGUAUACAAGUGCCUUAUUUCCUGCAAGCUGAAGCCAUGAAAGAAAUUGGUACAGUUUAGAAAAAUACCUAUAUAAAAACCUUUUCCUAAUCUUAAACCUGUUCUUUUGUAAUUUCAGUGGCAUUUAAAAAAAAUGACAAUAUCUAUGCAGAUGAAAUAAGAAUGGCUAUUAAUAUUAUAAUAUAUAGCAGGCUAACAGAAUUACUUAUUUCUUAGAUUAUUGGAUUCAAGAACUGAUUCCUGCAAUAAAAUUGAAUUUUAAAACAAAUCUACAGGAUAGAUUUUGAGAUAAGGAUUCAUAUACUACAGUUAUCUAACCAAGGCUACAGCGCUCCAGAACCCUUCAUUUGGUCUAAACUCUGAAAGAUUAAAAAUACAUUUUGCUAAUGACAGGGAUGUAAUCCUUAAUUUUAAUUUCUAGAAGAGUUGAGUAAAUAGUUAUUUGGAGUUCUGACAUUACUCCUUGAAGUUAUGAUAUUUCAACACAGCUGAAGAAAGGGCGCAGAAUAGAGCCUGUGACUGGAAUUGAUUGCAUGUUGAUUUAAAGAUGAUGUCAGGAGGAUAUUGAUUUGGCAUAUGUUAUUCAAAGAGGAGAAAGGAGUGCACUGGUAACAGUUGGAACCCUUUUGAAGGACACUUGAUUAAAACUGGGAUUUCUCCACAUAUAUAGCGCUAUAGUUUAUUAGAAGACAACUAUUACAACUCUGAGCUGAAUGCAUUAACUCUUGGACCUACUGCAGAACA
Thamnophis sirtalis is the source of this 2236-nucleotide messenger RNA. RefSeq names its product endothelin 3 (gene EDN3). The record is from RefSeq and is a predicted model, not a curated record. Lineage: Eukaryota; Metazoa; Chordata; Lepidosauria; Squamata; Natricidae. Gene Ontology annotation, biological process: intracellular calcium ion homeostasis; regulation of vasoconstriction; regulation of systemic arterial blood pressure by endothelin. Gene Ontology annotation, cellular component: extracellular region. Gene Ontology annotation, molecular function: endothelin B receptor binding; hormone activity.